UACGCUCCCUACGCGGACCAUCGCUGUCUGUCAUCUAUCUUCUCUCUGGGAAUUGCUGUGUCAGAUUCCAUUGAAGGGCCGUCAUGGCGAGCCUGUGGCAAGCGGUGAUGGGCUCCGGGCAGUCGUCGGCGUCGAGCGAGGACUACGACGGGGUGCAGUUCUGGUCGAGCCCUGAGCGGACCGGGUGGCUGACGAAGCAGGGCGAGUACAUCAAGACGUGGCGGCGCCGCUGGUUUGUGCUCAAGCAAGGGAAGCUCUUCUGGUUCAAGGAGUCCAACGUCACCCGCGGAUCGCGCCCCCGCGGCGUCAUCCCCGUCGCCACUUGCCUCACAGUGAAGGGCGCCGAGGACGUGCUGAACAAGCAGUUCGCCUUCGAGCUCUCCACCCGCGCCGACACCAUGUACUUCAUCGCCGAUUCCGAGAAGGAGAAGGAGGACUGGAUCAAUUCCAUCGGACGAUCCAUAGUUCAGCACUCCAGGUCAGUUACUGAUAACGAGAUCCUCGAUUACGAUAGCCGCAAAUAAAUUCAAUUUUUGUUUUUCAAAAUCCUGUUUGUUUACCUAAUCGCGCUUCUUCCUUCAUCUUUGUUUAUUUUAUUUGGAGAUUGGAAUUGCUUCUCUUCUUUUGCUUCUAUGUGUAUUUAUGAUUUGCUAUGGAAGUUGUAAGUAUCGGAUUGAAACAUGAAAUACUAUUUGUGGUGAAUGAAGUAUACUUUACUGUUUGCCCCUGUUCAA
Molecule: messenger RNA, 734 nt
Organism: Ipomoea nil (Japanese morning glory)
Lineage: Eukaryota; Viridiplantae; Streptophyta; Magnoliopsida; Solanales; Convolvulaceae
Product: pleckstrin homology domain-containing protein 1-like
Exons: 2
Coding region: 84-524 (146 amino acids)
Source: RefSeq, a predicted model, not a curated record